Molecule: messenger RNA, 3314 nt
Organism: Electrophorus electricus (electric eel)
Lineage: Eukaryota; Metazoa; Chordata; Actinopteri; Gymnotiformes; Gymnotidae
Gene: col8a2
Product: collagen, type VIII, alpha 2
Molecular function (GO): protein binding
Source: RefSeq, a predicted model, not a curated record
UCCUAUUCUGCCUGGCCACAGACACAUGCCUUUUGUAUGGAAGGAAUCAGGGAAACAACCCUGUCUCUCUGUGUGGAAAAAAAUACUAAGAGAGUGAGCAAGUGAGAGGGAUCAAGAAAAGAGUAGAGAGAGUGGUCUUCCAGGUGCUCUGCCACUAGUUAAAAGUCCUGUACGAGGAAUCUUUCCCAGCCCAGAGCAAGAGCGCUCAUAGCCUAGCCAAGCUGCGUACUCUGCCUCACACAUUUAUUUCUACUGCACUUUCCUGUUCUCUCUCUCUCUCUCACUCUCACUCUCUCUCUCUCUUUCUCUCCUACUUUCCACUCGUGCGUGAGAGCGCUCAGUCAUUCAGAAGGUGCUCUGAAAUCUACUUGUAGUCAAUCCGGAGACAGCAUUGCAAGGACAUUUUUUUUCUCACUGCAGUAGCACAUGGACUAUAUUUUCUUCAGAGACAAAAAUAACAAAAAAAAAACAGUCCGUUGCCUACCAUAAAGAACUUUUUUUUUUAUUUUUGAUAUGCAUAUGUAAACAAUAUUUCACAGCAUCCAUGUUGUGAGGUUUGCAGUUAUUUGCAUCUAUUUGUUUCUCAUCACAUCUGCUGGAGACAGGAUUGUCUGCAGGGCAUGAGCAGAUUAGAAGUUACCUGCAGAAAUUACCUGCCUGAAAACCUGAGAGCUCCCUGAAAUUCUUCCCUGAGCAGAAAAGUAAGAUUGGAGGCACAGAGCCCAAGAGGCAAUAGACCAUGCUGCUGGUAUCCAUAUGUGUGGCGCUGAUGCUAGGGGGCAAAGUUCUGGGAGGGGGCUAUGCCCCCCCUAUGCCCCAGAUGAAGUACAUGCAGCCUAUGAUGAAGGGGCCAGUUGGACCCCCAUUCAGAGAGGGGAAAGGCCAAUAUCUUGAGUUUCCACCUGUUAUGAAGGUAAAAGGUGAGCCAGGCCCUCAAGGAAAGCCAGGACCUAGGGGUCCACCUGGGCCACCAGGAUUACAAGGGAAACCAGGGAUUGGAAAACCAGGUCUUAAUGGUCAGACCGGACCCCAAGGGCCAUCAGGGUUGCCAGGAAUUGGAAAACCUGGCUUACCAGGUCUUCCAGGAAAGAUUGGUCCUAAAGGGCACCCAGGAAACAAUGGUGAGAUGGGACCUCAAGGUGAGCCUGGACUACGGGGAUUGCCAGGGCAACCAGGGUCCCCUGGGCCUGCAGGUCUCUCACUGAAUGGCAAGCCAGGACUUCCUGGACUUCGUGGCCCACCAGGAUCUAGAGGUGAACCAGGGCUAAAAGGUAGCCGUGGCAUACCUGGUGAGAAAGGAUUACAAGGAGAAAAUGGCAAUGGUAAGCCUGGUCCACCCGGCAUCAGGGGACCCACUGGUCUUCAAGGAUUUCCUGGAGCUCCUGGUAAUCCAGGUGUGGGCAAGCCUGGACUUGAUGGGUUACCUGGGCCUUCUGGACAAAAAGGAGACCAAGGAGCUCCAGGAGAUAAAGGUCCUCCAGGGGCAGUUGGGUCUCCAGGUCUUCAAGGGGCACCAGGGGCACCUGGGUUGGGAAAACCAGGGGUAGAUGGUAUAUCUGGUAGACCAGGCCUAACUGGACCAAAGGGUGAACCAGGUCUCAGGGGUGCUCCUGGGUUUCCUGGGGCUCCUGGUUAUGGUAAACCUGGUCCUGUAGGACAUAAAGGAGAUAAAGGUCCCUCUGGAUUACCAGGUUCUCCAGGUGACAAAGGAGAACCUGGGAUAGAAGGUCUACCAGGUGAUAUGGGGCCAAAUGGGCAGCCAGGGCCUCCAGGUAUACAAGGUCCAAUGGGUCUUCCAGGUAAACAUGGCAUACCUGGUUUGAAGGGAGAGAUGGGCCCUCAGGGGCCUCCAGGCUUGCCAGGACUUCGGGGGGAUCAGGGACCCACUGGGUUGGCAGGUAAACCUGGCCUUCCAGGGGAUAAAGGGUUUCCUGGGCAGAGUGGAGCCACUGGAAAACCAGGACCUAAAGGUGAUGCAGGUCACAUUGGUUUGCCUGGUAAUCCUGGCUUGAGUGGGCCACCAGGCACUAAAGGUGAAAACGGUAUACCUGGACCACCAGGGCCACGUGGCACAUCUGGGAUUCCCGGGAUCCCAGGCCCAACAGGCCAUAUGGGACCACAGGGUAUUCCAGGGUUAAAAGGAGAACAGGGUCCACCAGGACCCCCAGGGAAUGGAAAGAAUGGGGAACAGGGGAUACCUGGUCCACAAGGCCCAACAGGAAAACCAGGUCCUCCAGGAAUAAAUGGUGUCCAAGGUCUUCCAGGUCCCCCUGGCCCACCUGGCCCACCUGGCCUUUCUAAUGGCGAUACAAGCGUGGCAGGACUUCAAGGACCUGACAUUGGUGGAGAAUCAAUAGGUCCAGGUGCAGGAAAACCACAGUUUGGUCUUGGUGAGCUUUCUGCCACUUUAGCUCCUGCUUUUACUGCCAUUCUUACCACACCCUUCCCACCAUCUGGUAUGCCAAUAAAAUUCGAUAGGACUCUGUACAACGGACACAAUGCUUACAAUCCUGCCACUGGCAUUUUCACCUCCCCACUGCCUGGAAUCUAUUACUUUGCUUAUCAUGUGCAUGUAAAGGGAACCAGCCUGUGGGUGGCACUGUACAAAAACAAUGUACCUGCCACAUACACCUAUGAUGAAUACAAAAAGGGCUAUAUGGACCAGGCAUCAGGUAGUGCAGUGCUGGAGCUGAAGGAGAAUGACCAGGUUUGGGUGCAGAUGCCGUCUGACCAAGCAAAUGGGCUCUACUCCACUGAGUACAUCCAUUCAUCCUUCUCAGGAUUCCUACUGUGCCCUACAUAACAAUCCCUUACACAUCAAUUAUUUUAACAGUGUUCUGCAGUCACUCAAGUAACACCUGCAACAUUGAUAACAGGAAAGACUGAUCUAUAGAAAAUCUGAGAUAAAAACAGAUGAAAACUUUAUGCUGUGUCUGUUUUAGCUCUUUGAAAUGUCUGAUUCGGUUGUUUCACUUUCUUUUUGUUUGUUUAUUUGUUUGUUUUGGAAUUUUUUUUAUCUUCAGCCUAUAUUAUAAUGUUAUUAUAACUGUUGUAUUAUUGUUGUUGCUGUAAUUGUUGUGAUAUUUUAAUUGAUGUUGUUUAUUAGAAUCAGACAAGGUGUAAGAAACAGUUUUACCCAUGUGACUGCACACAAAUAUUCUGCCUCCCAUUGAACUCCGUCUUUUCGACUCUGGGGCUAUGUGUUCCCCUGGCUGCAGUCACAUUCAGUUCAAACUGUAACUUCGUCUCAUUUCCCUUCAGGCUCUUUAUUUAAGGCCACAUUUUACAUUAAAAGAUACAUGUUUAUUGUCAAA